GUAAAAAUGUUAAAAAUUGUGAUGAUAUUCAAAUCACUGAAAAUCUCAAUAUUGUUGCUAUUGAUCCUGGUAUUCAUACUAGUUGGUCUUGGUAUUCUCCAUCCAAAGAAUAUGGUUGGUUUGAACUACUUAUGCUUCUCUUAAAAAGAGAAAUUCAAUGA
Messenger RNA from Funneliformis mosseae, 161 nucleotides. The record is from the annotation of a GenBank genome assembly. Lineage: Eukaryota; Fungi; Glomeromycota; Glomeromycetes; Glomerales; Glomeraceae.